Messenger RNA from Galleria mellonella (greater wax moth), 4981 nucleotides. It is a transcript of the gene Ube4B, whose product is annotated as ubiquitin conjugation factor E4 B. Gene Ontology annotation, molecular function: ubiquitin-ubiquitin ligase activity. The record is from RefSeq and is a predicted model, not a curated record. The transcript is spliced from 19 exons. NCBI's taxonomy places the organism in Eukaryota, Metazoa, Arthropoda, Insecta, Lepidoptera, Pyralidae. Bases 159 to 3893 code for a protein of 1244 amino acids. Gene Ontology annotation, biological process: protein polyubiquitination. Gene Ontology annotation, cellular component: cytoplasm; ubiquitin ligase complex; nucleus.
CGACAAACUACAAACGUCAAACAGCUGAGCGAGGUGACUGACUGCUUGUAGUUGUUAGGCUUGUGGUCUUAAAUUCUUUUAUAUACUUAAUUUAAACUAAAAUUCUUUAAAAUAGUGUUUACGACGAUUAUUGCUCAAAGUAUAAAGCUAGUUUCAACAUGAGUGAAUUGAGCCAAGCGGAGUUAAGGAGACGUCGCUUAGAGAGGCUCGCUGCUCUAAGUGGUGCAGGUUCUAGCCCUACGCCCGUGAGCCCACCAGUCACUCCAGGGGCGUCAGUGCCCUCGCCAGAUGUCAAUCCUAUCCAAGUUCCAUUAUCCCGUUUGUCUCCUGCGCCGACUCCUCGUAGCUCCACAGAACCAACUACACCUGAUGCUAGUAACACUAACCAACAAUCAAACUAUUCAGAUGGGGAUAGUAAAAGUGAAGUAUCCAAUCAAAAUAAAAUACCAGCUGAUGGGUUAAUUGUAACUGAAAAAGCAGACAAUAAUUUGUUAGAUGAAAUGGCUGACACAAAAAUGACAGACUUGUCCCAGACAAGACAAUACAAUAGCUUCGACUCAAUGGGUGAUGACACACUAUUGUCUUGUGGCUCAGUGGGAGUGGGCCGUUUGAACAGCCUACCACAAACUGUAGAUGGAUCAGAGGGAACUUCUACGAGAGAAGACAGCACAUCAAGGUCAAUAUUUCCAGCACAGUUUGUUGAACCCUCUCCUGUAAGAACUAGACCUAGCACUGUGUCACCCAGCUGCUCACGGCGCUCUCUAUCUAUGGAAGUCGAUGAUGCAUCUGAAAGAAACUCACAGUCUGAACAACAGCAGGAACCAAUGGAGGUGGAAGAUGACUCAUCAGCAUCACCUGCACGAAAAAUAUAUCGAUCACGGACUGUAAGCUGUACUGAGUUGACAGAGGAUCAGCUGCGACAAAUUGUUGCAAAGAUCCUACAGGUCUCAUGGUCAGAUGAAAGUGCUGGUGGAAUUUUCGUACCAUCAGUUGCUGUGGCGUUACUCGAUAAUCCUAAACUAGGUUUAGAUGAAUUAGCAUCCCAUGCAAUAAUGGAUAUAAUCUUUCAAAUAACAGAUGGAUCAGAUCCUUUAAAUCAAAAACUAAUCGCCGUUUCUGAAACAUCUAAAAGACUGAGCGAAGAUUGCAGUGAUGACACAUUAACGAGUGGUCCCCUCGGAUCUGAAAUUGACGCUGAUAAGUUGGACUGCCCUACGCCAUCGCUACCUAUGCCCAAAACUAUUCCCACACAGGGUCUAGCUGUUAGCUACAUUUUAAGAUUUUAUAAUAACAUAAAUCUUUAUGAAAGAGAACAUCCAAAGAAAAGUUCAGAGCCGCCUUUGAGUGAUCUGUUGCAAAAUCUAAGAACUUUACUCGUGAAUCACUUGGUGCUAGUGCUACAGGGGGCUUUUGAGUUAGAAAAAUGCAAGAAAUCUCCACUUCUUCCUUAUAUUCUUAUUGGAAAUACGCCUACUGGACUUAUUCCAGAACUACUGCUUGCAACAUACUUGGACAAAGAUGUGUUUGAAGAGGUGUUCACGCCGCUGCUGCUGGGCGUGCGCGAGGAGAUGCGGCGCAGCGUGUCGCCGGCGGCGGGCGGCGCGCGGGGCGCGGGCGGCGGGCGCGGCGCGCGCGGGCAGGGCGCGGCGCUGCGCGCGCUGCGGGCGCUGUGCGAGCUGCGCGCGCCGCCGCGCCUGGCGCGCCGCCCCGUGGCCGAGCUGCUGGCGCGCCUGCGCAGCCUGUGCCCGCCGCCCGUCACCACGGCGCCCGGCCGCGAGCUCGCGCGCGUCAGCUUCCUCGGGCCCUUCUUCGCCAUAUCUUUAUUCGCGGAGGAGAAUCCGCGUCUAGCCGAACGCCUGUUCGCAACCGGCUCCGGGGACCGAAGUCUCGCGUUCGCGUUGCAGCGCGAGGUCGAAGCGAGUCGCAAUACGCUGCAUAACAUCUGCCACAAUAUACUCCUGUGUCCCGAGGCCAGGGAACCUCUGCUGAACUAUUUUGCAGCUCUUUUACAAAGAAAUGAGCGCAGAGCACAACUGUUGACUGACGAAAGGUCAUUAGCCGGCGACGGGUUCAUGCUGAACGUGUGCUCGGUGCUGCAGCUGCUGUCGGUGCGCAUCCGGCUGGAGCGCGUGUACCCGCUGUACGCGUUCCAGCCCGGCUCGUGGGCCAGCGUGCGCGACGACACGCGCCUUUACUUCACCGCGCAGGAGGCAGCCGACUGGCUCGAAUCACUCAAUAAUGACCCUAAUCACAAAUGGCCAGAAGCAAAGUUCCAGACGAUCUGUUGGUUCUUAACACUUCACAUGCAUCACGUUGCUCUCAUUCCUGCACUACACACUCAUCAGCGUCGUAUUCGGGCAUUCCGUGACCUGCAGAAGGUGAUAGAAGAGCUAGUGGCUGCAGAGCCCCAGUGGCGCAACAGUCUAUCUGCCUUCCGCAAUAGGGAAUUGCUCCGUCGGUGGCGGCGACAAAUUAAAAGACUACACAGGUCGAAGCAGUGCGCGGAGACGGCGCUGCUGGACGGCGAGCUGAUGCGGCGCAGCGUGCAGUUCUACGCGUCGGCGUGCGCGCUGCUCAGCGGCCAGCUCGACGCCGCGCGCGCCGCCUCCGCCGCCUCCUCCGCGCCCGCCGCCGCCGCCUUCCGCGCCCUGCCCGAGUGGUACGUCGAGGACAUCGCCGAGUUCAUGCUGUUCGCCGUGCAAUAUGUUCCGCAAAUAGUGGCAGACUAUAUUGAAGAUCCGAUAAUAACGUGGUUGCUGAACGCAAUCUGCCACUCGCAUCUCAUCAAGAACCCUUAUCUCGUUGCUAAGAUCGUUGAGGUGCUGUUCGUAAUCAAUCUCUCUAUGCCUCUCAAGUUGAAAAACGUAUACGAGAAGUUCAUGGACCAUCCGAUGUCGCAGACCGCUCUGCCGAGCGCUCUGAUGAAAUUCUACACGGAUAUAGAGACGACAGGACAAAGCACAGAGUUUUACGACAAGUUCACGAUACGAUUUCAUAUCAGCAUUAUACUCAAGGGGAUGUGGGAGCGGCCUAUUCAUAAACAGGCAAUUGUAAAAGAGUCGCGUUCGGGUCGCCAGUUCGUCAAGUUCAUCAACAUGCUUAUGAAUGACACCACAUUUUUAUUAGAUGAAUGUCUUACGUACCUCAAGCGCAUCCAUGAGGCGCAGGAGGCGAGCGGCGGAGCGGGGGGAGAGGCGCGCGCGCGGGGACUCGCUCAGGACGAGCGACAGUGCCGCUCGUACCUCACGCUCGCCAGGGAAACAGUGGAUAUGUUGGAGUAUUUGACCGUGGAGAUUAAGGAGCCGUUCCUGCGGGCGGAACUCGUUGAGAGGCUUGCCUCCAUGCUGAAUUUUAACCUGCAGCAGUUGUGUGGACCUAAAUGCAAAAACCUUAAGGUGAGACGGCCUGAGAAAUACGGAUGGGAGCCUCGGCGUCUGCUGAGCCAACUGGUGGACAUUUACCUGCAUCUUGAUUCGCCGCAAUUCCACGCCGCGCUUGCUGCUGACGAGAGAUCAUUCCGCAAAGAAUUGUUUGAAGAAGCAGCUGUACGGCUGGCAAAGUCUUGUAUCAAGACUACCACCGAAAUAGAGCGCUUUAAAGCACUCGCUGACAAUGCAUAUCAAAUUGCUGUAUCAAAUCAACAGAAGAGUGAUGAAUUCGCUGAUGCCCCUGAAGAGUUCCGGGAUCCGCUAAUGGAUACGCUUAUGACUGACCCUGUGUUACUACCGUCCGGGAAGGUGAUGGAUCGGUCUGUGAUACUGCGCCACUUACUCAACAGUGCGACCGAUCCUUUCAAUCGGCAGCCACUUACCGAGGACCAGUUGCGUCCAGCAACGGAACUUAAAGAGAAAAUCAGUCAAUGGCAACGUGAGAAGAAAGGAUCUACAUCGUAAGCAUACUAAGCCAACAUUAAAGUCUGAUGUAUAUAAUGUAAUACAUAUAUAAAGACUCCGCCUGGAUAUUUCCAGCUUUCGACGGACUAUUGUCCAUGCAUGAAUGUGAGAUUAUAAUAAGUACGAUUAUAAUUAAUUUGUGUGUGUUUUAUACACAUGAAACAAAAAUAAUAUGAUUGUGAUCAAUUGGAGAUUUGGGGAUAUGAUAAAACUUGUAAGUAUUCGGCGUGCUGACGAUAGUGCUGCAGUAUGAGCCAUCUCGUGUGCAUACAUCAUUACUAUAGUUAUCAAAUUAUAAAUAUAUUUUUCUUUGUAACACACUUAUCACCUAGCACUGUUUCAAGUUGCAAUAUUAGACUCGUAAUAUUUUAAUAUCACAUCAAUAAAUGGCCUAAAUUUUAAAUUUAUUCAAGUCCAUUAUAAGGUGCUUGUUCGAAAUUGGACCCCAAACAUCUUUCAAAUGUGGAAUGAAGCUUAUACAUCACCGUAAUAUGGUGUAUUCUUGCAUUUUAUAUGAAACCAAUUACAGAUAUUGCAUGCAAGUCAUUUCUAUUUUAGAUUAAUUAGCCCAACAUUAGUGUAACUAAUGAUAUAGUUUUAAAAAAUUACUGUAAACAAUUAGGUAUUCUAUGGAAAGUUGAAGACUAUUUUUUUUUUUUCUAAAUAAAAGAGUAGAAAUGAAUUUAUUAUAUUUUAUGUAUUAAAUUACUAUUCGCUAUAGUGAUAUUAUAUUUAGUUUUGUUAGCAGACAUUAUUAUUAACGUUAUUAUAUCAAUGAUGUGAUUUGUUCCUUUUAUUUUAGUUGUCAAUAUUAUCUCACAUUUUGAAAUGGAAUUAGAGAACAUUACUCAUAAUAUAGUAUUGUAUACUUAGUAGUGUCGACAAGUAUAUCAUUUAAAAAAUUUCUCCAGUCACUGCCAAGUAAUCAACAUAUUCUUUAGAGCCGAUAAAAGUCCAUUUCUUUUAAAAUUACAAAUGGUCUCAUUGUAUUAUAAUAAUUUUACUUGUAUUUAACUUUAUAAUAUGAAGAUUAUAAUGCUAGAGGUCUUUUAUGUUAAAAUGUCAAAUAAAAUGUAAUAAUAACUGUA